UUUUUUUCUUUUUAAUAUUUUGUAAAGAAAAAUGAAGAUCUUUGCUAUCCUUACUUUGAUUCUUUCAUAUUUUGUUGCUUUCAUUUUGGGACAAGCACCUGUAAAUGCAGGUGUUGCUAUCAAUAUUCCAACUCUUAAUCAAACUGUCUAUGCUGGCUCUAACUUAACCAUUACUUGGACUAUUUUGGAUGCAAAUGCUACUACCAUUAAUGCUAUCAGUUUAAUGGAUGGCGACGCACUUAACUUGAAUUGGGUUAUUCAUAAUAUUCUUACUAAUGGCCCUAUUCAAGUUUCUGAUAGAAAGUAUGUUUGGACUGUCCCUACCAAUCUUACUACUCGUAAUGACUAUGUCAUUGCCAUGCGUGGAAAUAAUUCCUAUUACACUUAUUCGGAUUAUUUUACUAUCAUUAACGAAAAUAACUCUUCUUAAGAUGCAUAUAAUUGAAUUUUAUGUAUGAAUAAAUAAUGUUUAUAAGAG
Cokeromyces recurvatus is the source of this 478-nucleotide messenger RNA. RefSeq lists its product as uncharacterized. The transcript is spliced from 4 exons. The record is from RefSeq and is a predicted model, not a curated record. Bases 32 to 430 code for a protein of 132 amino acids. Lineage: Eukaryota; Fungi; Mucoromycota; Mucoromycetes; Mucorales; Mucoraceae.